Molecule: messenger RNA, 1803 nt
Organism: Penicillium mononematosum
Lineage: Eukaryota; Fungi; Ascomycota; Eurotiomycetes; Eurotiales; Aspergillaceae
Exons: 4
Coding region: 1-1803 (600 amino acids)
Biological process (GO): L-valine biosynthetic process
Cellular component (GO): acetolactate synthase complex; mitochondrion
Molecular function (GO): acetolactate synthase activity; thiamine pyrophosphate binding; flavin adenine dinucleotide binding
Source: RefSeq, a predicted model, not a curated record
AUGGCAGGAACGACCAUCACCCCCCAUGGACCUGGUCUCAAGACGCCGUCAGAAGUGGAGAGGCCACUUGCCUCCGGGAUGGCCACAGACGCCUCCCUCCUUGGCAAGACCGGUGGUCAGAUAUUUCACGACAUGAUGGCACGCCAUAAUGUUCGACACAUUUUCGGCUACCCAGGUGGCUGCAUACUGCCGGUGUUCGACGCAAUUCAUCAAUCCGAAGCCUUCGAUUUCAUACUUCCUCGACACGAACAAGGUGGUGGACAUAUGGCACAGGGAUAUGCGCGCGUCACUGGGAAGCCCGGAGUUAUCCUGGUUACAUCCGGGCCCGGCGCGACUAACCUCAUCACACCUAUGAUGGAUGCCCUCGCGGACGGCACUCCCAUGGUUGUCUUCUGUGGUCAGGUUAGCGCAGACAAGAUUGGAACGGACGCUUUCCAGGAAGCGGACAUUCUAUCCAUGUCCCAGCCGUGCACCAAGUGGAACGUCAGCGUGCGCAAGACAGAAGAGCUCGCACAGAGGAUUAGAGAGGCCUUUGAAAUCGCAACUAGCGGUCGGCCGGGACCGGUGCUAGUGGAACUGCCGCUUGAUGUGACUGCGAGUAUUCUAUCAAAAGCCCCGACGAAUCUGCCGAUUCGUCCCCAGAAUCGUCCUGUUACCACUACGGCCAUCAAAGAUGCUCGACGACAGGAGCUGCUUAUAGCAGUUAAAAAGGCUGCCAAGCUUAUUAACAAAGCAAAAAAGCCUGUAAUAUAUGCGGGACAAGGAAUACUAGCUAGCUCUGAUGGGCCUAGGCUCUUGAAGGAGCUAGCGGAUAAGUCGUCAAUUCCUGUUACUACUAGUCUGCAAGGUCUAGGAGCCUUUGACGAAAGAGACCCUAAAGCCUUGCAUAUGCUUGGUCUACAUGGAUCUGGGUACGCUAAUUUAGCUAUCCAGAACGCGGAUUUGAUUCUAGCACUUGGUGCUAGGUUCGACGAUCGGGUUACAGGAUAUAUCCCAAAAUUUGCGCCUCAAGCACGACUGGCAGCGCAUGAAGGCCGCGGCGGGAUAGUCCAUUUUGAUAUCUCUCCUAAGAAUAUCAACAAAGUGGUGGAAGCUACGAUACCUGUUGUUGGUGAUUGCGCGGAGAGCCUUGAACUUCUGUUACCUUAUACUAUACCGAUUCACCGACCUGAAUGGCUCGCGCAGAUCCAGGCCUGGAAAGACCAAUAUCCAUUCCGAGCAUUCAAUCAAAGUGGUAACAACAAUGAUAUGAUUCUGCCUCAGGAUUUUAUCGAGCGACUGAGCGAUGCUGUGGAUCAUAUCAAGGAGCGCACGAUUAUCACUACUGGCGUCGGACAACACCAAAUGUGGGCUGCCCAGCAUUUCCGAUGGAGAUAUCCGAGAACCAUGAUUACUUCUGGGGGGCUUGGUACGAUGGGGUACGGACUUCCUGCGGCAAUUGGCGCGAAGGUUGCUCGUCCUGAGGCUCUUGUCAUCGAUAUUGACGGGGAUGCAUCAUUUAACAUGACCAUCAGCGAAUUGCUCACAGCAAGUCAGUUUGGUAUCGAUGUCAAAGUUGUACUUCUUAACAACGAGGAGCAAGGAUGUCACAACCUCAACCCAGACUUCGUGGACGCUGCUCGAGCAAUGGGAGUGCAGGCUGAAAGUUGCUCCAAGAUCGAUGAUAUGGACAACAAGAUUGGAUGGCUGCUCAAUACUUCCGGCCCAGCACUUCUGGAGGUGAAGGUUGCUCCAAAAGCGUUAUCUCUGCCUAUGGUGCCAUCAGGACGUGGCCUGGAUGAAUUCCAAUUCUACGAUAAAUAA